Molecule: messenger RNA, 2517 nt
Organism: Polyodon spathula (Mississippi paddlefish)
Lineage: Eukaryota; Metazoa; Chordata; Actinopteri; Acipenseriformes; Polyodontidae
Product: protein tweety homolog 2-like
Exons: 15
Coding region: 296-1927 (543 amino acids)
Cellular component (GO): plasma membrane
Molecular function (GO): intracellularly calcium-gated chloride channel activity; volume-sensitive chloride channel activity
Source: RefSeq, a predicted model, not a curated record
GCUGCGCACACAGUGUCUGGUGUGAGAGUAAGUUACCCGGUCCGAUGAGGUAUUUUGUGAGCAGAAAGGAUCGAAACAAUAAACAUAAUAGUGGGGGGUAUUUUUUAUUUAUCUUAAGAACACCUUGUGGAUUCCUUUGCAAUAUUUCUGUGAGCAUUUUGCCAGGAUCGCUUGCUUUACCGGCUACACCACGUCCAAUGCAUUUUUUGGGGGUGAACAGAUAAGACCAACAGGGAGUUCAAACACUCAACCACAAACUAGCCGUGUUCUGUAUAGCGCCCGGCUGCUUGCAGUCAUGUCUACGGCAAGGGUAGAUUACAUUGCACCGUGGUGGACUUACUGGCUGCACAAUUUUCCUCACGUCAACCUCCGAUUUAAGCCCGUGGACGGCAGCUUUAACCCGCAGGAGGAUAAUUAUCAGCAGUCUCUGAUCUUCCUGGUGUGUGUGGUAGCCGCUGGCCUGGGCCUCAACCUGCUCUUCCUGGCUAUCUACCUGGGCUGCCUGUGCUGCUGCCGAAGUGAUGAGGAGGAGGACGAGGAGGAGACCAAGAGACCCAAAUCCUGCUGCGUCACCUGGACAGCGGUCAUUGCAGGGCUCAUCUGCUGCGUUGCUGUUGGCGUUGGUUUCUAUGGAAACAGUGAAAUGAACGAUGGCGUGUACCAGUUGACCUACUCCCUCUACCAUGCCAACCAUACGCUGAAUGGAGUCGAUACCCUGGUUUUGGGCACGGUGGACAGCAUGCAGAGCAGUCUGAAGCAGCACCUGGCCCGACUGGACGAGAUCUUUGCCAUGCGCAGCGAUUACAUCCAGAUCCUGCGCUUCAUGCAGCAGAUGGCUGACAACAUCAUCCUGCAGCUGACCAGCCUCCCGGACUGGGGUCAGGCCAAAGUGGACCUGGCCAGGAUCGCUGACCAGACCAGCUACGUGGAGUACUACAGGUGGCUCACUUACCUGCUGCUGCUGAUCCUUGACCUGGUCAUCUGCCUGGUGGCCUGUCUAGGCCUGGCGAAGCAGUCUCGCUGGCUGCUCACCACAAUGAUGACGUUUGGGGUUCUGACCCUGAUCCUGAGCUGGACUUCGCUGGGGGUGGACACAGCUACAGCAGUUGGCACCAGUGACUUCUGCGUGGCUCCAGACAAGUUCAUCAUGAACCUGACUCGCAAUGCGAUCAGCACAGAUAUUGUGCAUUAUUACCUGUACUGCAGCCAGAGCAUGCCUAACCCCUUCCAGCAGGCUCUGACAAUCUACCAGCGCUCAGUGACCACCAUGCAGAUCCAGAUUCAAGGGCUGCUCCAGUUCGCAGUGCCCAUGUUCCCCACAGCAAAGAGAGAUUUGCUGGGGAUUCAGCAGAUGUUGAACGGUUCUGAAGCCAGCCUGCACCAGCUCACUGCCCUGCUGGACUGCCGGAGCCUGCACAAGGACUACCUGGACGCUCUGAUCGGUGUGUGUUAUGAUGGGGUCGAGGGGCUGCUCUAUCUCAGCCUCUUCUCACUGCUGGCAGGCACUGCCUUCUGUGCCAUGCUAUGUGCCAUCCCCCGCGCCUGGAGACACUUUGAUAACAGAGACCGUGAUUAUGAUGACAUCGAUGAGGAGGACCCCUUCAACCCCCAAGCGCGGCGUAUCGCGGCCCACAAUCCCGUGCGGGGACAGAUCCACAGCUUCUGCAGCUACAGUAGCAGCAUGGGUAGCCAGAGCAGCCUGCAGCCCCCCGCACAGGCCGUGUCUAACGCACCCGUCUCCGAGUACAUGAACCAGUCAGUGCUGUUCGGAGGGAACCCGCGCUAUGAAAACGUGCCCCUGAUAGGGAGAGGCUCCCCUCCCCCCUCGCCAUUUAAAAAAAAAAGAUACUCCCCAAGCAUGAGGGCCACCUACCUGUCUGUGACUGACGACCAGCUGAGGCACUCUGGGAGCGAUCUGCAGGUGUAGCCGUGCCCUGGGGUCCUCCAUCUGUCUGUGACUCUGUUGCCAUGAGCACUGUUAAUAACCUGCAAUCCUGCACCGACAGACUGGCCGCUGGGGUGGAAGAGUCUGUUAGGGACAAUCCACGCAGGCUCUUAAUGAAAUGAGAGUUUAGCUUGAAGGAGGAUGGGUGUCUUCCCUCUCUGUCAAUCUCACUGUGGGGGAAUUUUAUUAUUUUAUUAUGUUGCUCUGUAUAGAUAUAGAGAUGCAGGCCACACUUUAAUUUAACAAUCUAUUUCUAAAAUAAUUAAUCAUUACCAUUGUAAUACUAAGGUCGCCCUAAUUACUAUACAUUUUCUUAUAAAACCAUAUUGCUAUAGCCAGUAAUCAUUAAUAGGUAUCUAAUAUUGUUUAUAACACAGUUAUUACAGGACUGUUCUUUUAUUGCAGUUGUAUUAAAAUGACAGCAGGAAGUCUCCUACAAUGAAAUUACUUCCAGGAUAACUUAAAAAAUUAUUGCAGAUUGGCAUGCAUGUGUACAACUGGACACAGGUCUGCAGCGUUUCAUCAAAACAUUCCUAAACUAAUCUCUCUUUAAUAUGUAGCAAUUUUUUUUA